UUUGUAUGUGUUUCUGUGUGUGUACCUGCCUGCUAGCUAGAGUGUGUCUGUGUGUGUAGUCCACUGCUGUACCUGCCUGCUAGCUAGAGUGUGUCUGUGUGUGUAGUCCACUGCUGUACCUGCCUGCUAGCUAGAGUGUGUCUGUGUGUGUGUAGUCCACUGCUGUACCUGCCUGCUAGCUAGAGUGUGUCUGUGUGUGUAGUCCACUGCUGUACCUGCCUGCUAGCUAGAGUGUGUCUGUGUGUUUCAUACACAUGUUGGACUACGCCCUUGGACUUGACCUUUGGACUACCUGAGGUAGUUUACCUGGCUUUCAGCUGUUCUCGAAGCUCACCAGGUUUUUCACAGGUACCGUCUCUGACCUGCUGGAGUUCACCUGUCUCUGGGUGUUGACCUGUGUAUAUCUGACUGACUGGGAGUUACUACCUCUGUUGGAAUUCACCUGUUAGCUCAGCUGUGUAUCAACACGUGCCUCUCUGCUACUGGAGUUUACCUGUGUGAAGGAGUUUACCUGUGUGAAGGAGUUUACCUGUGUGAAGGAGAUUACCUGUGUGAAGGAGUUUACCUGUGUGAAGGAGUUUACCUGUGUGAAGGAGGUUUACCUGUGUGAAGGAGGUUUACCUGUGUGAAGGAGGUUUACCUGUGUGAAGGAGGUUUACCUGUGUGAAGGAGUUUACCUGUGUGAAGGAGUUUACCUGUCUGACUGGAACACCUGUUGGAAUUCUGACUAACUAAUUCUUGGAGUUUAUCUCUCCUGCUGGGGUUCACUUACCUCAGAGCAGAGACCUGCAUCCUCCAGCUGUGUGUGUGUGUGUGUGUGUGUGUGUGUGUGUGUGUGUGUGUCAGGAUGAUGGAAGAAGUGUCUAUCAGGGUGGCAUAUGACACCCACAUCAUAGACCAGAUGACCGAGGAGGAGAUACUGGCCUGCCUGAUGGCCGAGUCUAUACCCAAACACACGGUUCCCAGUAAGAAGGCCAUGCUGAGAGAGAACCAGACGCAACAACAGGAUGACCACGUAGACAGAUACCAGAGGGAGAACCGUCAGCUGCAGCAGGACAGUCUGCGUCUGGAGCAGGAGAAUGAUGUUCUGGCCCACAGACUGAUCACCAGCAAGAUCUCCCUGAGGACUGACCUGGACCAGGCGGAGGACAGAGUGAAUGAACUGACCAAAGAGCUGCUGAAGACCAGAAAGAGAUUAAAGAACGCAGAGGAGGAGAAGAGAGGGAAAGAGGAGGAGGCUGCUCAGUUGAAGGAGGUGUUAAGGGCAAAGCUGGACAAGGCUGAACCAGAGGUGAAAAGGAGCUCAGGCAUCAUCUCAGACUACAAACAGAUCUGUUCCCAGCUGACCAGUCGGGUGGAGAAGCAGCAGGCGGCCCACAGAGAGGACCUGGACGAACUCAGGAAUGCUGUGCUGGCAUGUUCUCGCUGCCGACAGGCUCUAGAUUCUCCUGUUAUGGAAGGCUUCGGUUCCACAGCCCCGUACCAGAGAAGUAUCAGCACCAGAGAACCAGGCCAGCAGAGAGACCAGGAAACAGAACCAGACCAGCAGACGACUGGUACCAGGGAACAAGACCAGGAGAAGGUGUGUCUGAGUGGCCAGGUCACAGAGCUGGAGAAAGAGCUGGCCCAGACUAAACUACAGAUGGUGGAGGCCAAGUGCAAAAUCCAGGAGCUGGAACACCAGAAGGGGGUGCUGCAACGUGAUCUCCAGACAGCUAGGAACAGCUGGCUCAGUAAGACUGUGAGCUCCAUACGGUCAGCCGGAGGGGGUCUGCAGAGCAGCAGCCUACCCAGUGGGAGAGCCUCAGCAAUGGGGCAUUCUCUCCAUGGCCUCCCCCUCUCAGCCUGGAGCUCCAGGUGACUGUCUGACAGAGAGAUGGAAGGGAGGGGGAGAGACAGCAAGAGGACAUACUGGGAGUAUAGAUAAUAUGUAUUGGAAUGAUUAGACAUGUCUAUUGGUGACUGUUUGUUUCUGCAUUCUAGUCCCUAUUUUGGUUUUAUUUGUUAUUGUCAUUUUUUAUUUUCAAUAUUUUAUUAUUGAUACAGGAAUUGUAUGUUUUAUGUAUUGCUUUGGCUGCAUUGUGUUGUCCCUAAAGCGUGUGAAUAACUGAAUCCAAUGAUCAAACCAUACAUCCCAAUGCUAACACUCCUUUCUGCAUGCACACACACACACACACACAACUCUUUAAACAAAACUCCAAACUGGUAUUACUUGUAUGGCACCCAGUCCUUCAUUCAAAACCUGUCAUUGUGCAUUCAUUUUUUGAUUUGAUUUGUUACAUACAGUACAUCUCUGAUGUUGUCAAUAUCAGAUUUUCUUUUUAACUUACAGUGAAGUCAAAUCAAUAGUCAUCAUUGUAAUCAAGUAUAUAUCCAUACUUUUUAUGUUUCUACAUUUACAGACAUUUUCAUUAAGUAGUUCUCAAAAUCUGUAGCAGACAAACCAGUUGACAUGUAAAGUCAGCCAGGUCACCCGGGAUACAAGUGAGUAUUCGACGUCCAUCCUUAUCUGAGGAUGUCUGGAGAUGAUGUGGAAAUCGGCCACUAGGAGCAACAAUGAACGCUGUUGCCUUCAAGUAGGUUGUGAUCUGCCUCUGAUUCCAAAUGUUGGAAGUUUGAAUCCAGCGAUAGAAAGUUGUUUUUGAGAUAGUUGUUUUAAGCCUAUCCCAAACCUUAACCAUUUGGAGUUAAUGUCUAAACUUAACCGUAAACAUUUAGAAAUUUGCAACAACUUUGAAAUUUGAGAAACAUGGAUGAACUGUGAGCUAGUUGUGUAAUGUAUAGGUUUACCAAACAUAUACGUGAUCGUCAAUUUCGAGCAGUCUGAUUAAGUAAUAGUUCAUGGUCUUUUAACAAAGGAGAAGAGAAACAUAUCAAAAGUGAGCAUUGUAUUGUUCACGGCAGUUAUGUUAUGUGAACAUGUAUUUCCAGAUGAAACACUGAUUCAGUUUGGUGAAAAUGUGACUAUGAUUUUGAUUGUGAAAUACUUAGUCAAUUGAAAAUGUGCUUAAAGUUUUGAAACAACU
Oncorhynchus kisutch (coho salmon) is the source of this 3026-nucleotide messenger RNA. Its product is annotated as rab GTPase-activating protein 1-like. The coding region runs from base 848 to 1861 and encodes 337 amino acids. The record is from RefSeq and is a predicted model, not a curated record. NCBI's taxonomy places the organism in Eukaryota, Metazoa, Chordata, Actinopteri, Salmoniformes, Salmonidae. The transcript has 8 exons.